AUGGCAGGUCGAAGCGAGAACGAUGAGCGUACCUGGAAUAUCCCUUUUGCAGUCCCCGACUUCACCACCUAUUGCAAAGACACGGAUCUGAGUGGGAUCACCAUAGCAAAGGUGGUUGACAAUGCCGACUUCCCGGAUGUCGAGGAGUUCAUGAAGCUCAACCAGCAGGUUCGUGGCAUUGUACGGGCUUCAAAGUUCAAGAGAGAUAUAGUUCGAUAUCUUCAGACCCUCGAGGCCAACCCAAAUCACAUCCACUCUGCUGAGGACAUCAUCGGGUUCACAAAGUCUUUUGCGGGCGAGGAGCAUCCAGACCGCGAUAUUGGAAAGUUUUUGUGGACCCAAGCUGAGGGAAUCGACGUCAACACCGACAAGUACAGAGAGAUGGUUAGCCAAGGGCAGUUCUACGGGGGCGAAGUGGGGAUCCUCGGCGCGAUGGAGAAACACGGUCUUGAUCUCCUCACUGUCCCUCUUCAAUGGGCAUCGAAAACGACUUGGCUGCGAAGAGAUGGGGUUCCCCGUACUUGA
Podospora anserina S mat+ is the source of this 525-nucleotide messenger RNA. RefSeq lists its product as uncharacterized. Lineage: Eukaryota; Fungi; Ascomycota; Sordariomycetes; Sordariales; Podosporaceae. The record is from RefSeq and is a predicted model, not a curated record. The transcript is spliced from 2 exons. Bases 1 to 525 code for a protein of 174 amino acids.